AUCCAGUCUCCUGAUAUAUCUCAACAGCUGUACUUGCGGCCAUAUCCAUCCCAGCCCACAGUCUGUUCUUCUUUUUUGCAACACAGGGCUGACAUUUGAAAAUGCUUAGACAUGCCAAGACUUUGGGAGACCAUUUGAAUAACUUGCAAUGAUCUUCCAUGCAAGCAGAUCAAGGCAGACUCAGCAGUAAUCACCAGGCAGAGGCUGCUCUAUGUGUUCCAACACAGUCCAGCCAUGGACGAAGGCAAAACACUGAAAAUCCGGCUAACUUUCUCCAUUAUUUUGGUUGGUGUUGCUUUAUUGUUUGCAGCUGUGGUGACUGAUCAUUGGGCAGUGCUGAGCCCUGAAGUGCUGCAGUACAAUGCCACCUGUGAGGCUGCUCAUUUUGGGCUAUGGCGGCUUUGCACAAAACGGAUUUACGUGCAGGAUACCAAAGAGAAGGGCUGUGGACCGAUCAGUCUGCCAGGAGAACGUAACUGUUCCUACUUCAAACAUUUCACACCAGGACAAAGUGCAGAGAUAUUUGAAGUAAGCACGCAAAGAGAAUAUAGUAUUUCAGCUGCAGCCAUUGCAAUCUUCAGUGUCAGUUUUGCAAUCAUUGGAACGAUCUGCGUCCUCUUAUCCUUUAGGAAAAAAAUGGAUUAUCUCCUGAGGCCAGCCUCCAUGUUCUACACUUUUUCAGGUCUCUGCAUUAUCAUCUCUGUUGAAGUCAUGAGACAGUCUGUGAAAAGGAUGAUUGACAGUGACGAGACAUCCUGGAUUCAGUACUAUUAUUCAUGGUCUUUUGCCUGUGCCUGUGCCUCUUUUGUCCUGCUCUUUGUCUGUGGAAUUGCUCUUCUCCUAAUCGCCUUGCCUCGCUUCCCCCAGAACCCAUGGGAGACCUGUAUGGAUGCAGAACCAGAGCACUAAACACGUUCAUCACAGAUCACUGGCUCUGCUCUGCCAGAGAGUAUUGUAAAAGAGGUUUAUUUAAUGUCUGGAUGGCAGCGUACGAAGACAAAAGUACCUUUAUAUAAAACCUGAUCAUUGAACCGAAGGAAAGUUCAAUCCUAAUUAUUGUUUUAAAAAAGCAUUAAGAUCAACAGGUUGGGUUAUAUGUAAAAUAACUGUGCUCUACUACACCUAAAAUUUCUGCCUUCAACCUAUUAAAGGCUGAGAGAGGUAAUUUGCAGUCUGGGAAUACUUUGUGCAAAUGAAAUGGAGGGAAAAUGUGAGGGAGGUUGUUUAAUGAGAAGCUAUAUAUUCUAGCGGUUAAAGCACAGGACUGGAAGCUGGGAUAGCUAAGCCAAGCAAUCCUGGCUUGGCAGCAAACACCCCGUGCAAUCUGAGCUUCUCAGCGAGUCAGUUUCCCCAUCUGUACAAUGGGAAUAAUGUUUCUCUACCUCACAAGGAUGUGGUGAGGCUUAAUCUACUAAUGUCUGUAUAUAGUAUAGAGCUCUUCACAUUGUAAGGGUUAUAUUGUAGUUACAGUAAAAGAGGUUUUUGCCUACUUUAGGGAUUAAAAUUGACCUUCCAGUUGUACAUCCGAAAGGUCUGCAAAUCAUUUUCACUUCUGAACUAGGAAUGUAAAAGUCAUAUAAUUCCUAUUCAAUUUGAACUCCGAUGGCAAAGCCAAGCAAGUAUUGAACAACACGGAUAAUAUCUUCCUUUAAUAAAGAGGCGUAAUCUUCCAUUGAGAUAUAA
This is a messenger RNA of Alligator sinensis (Chinese alligator), 1683 nucleotides long. It is a transcript of the gene CACNG1, whose product is annotated as calcium voltage-gated channel auxiliary subunit gamma 1. NCBI's taxonomy places the organism in Eukaryota, Metazoa, Chordata, Crocodylia, Alligatoridae. The coding region runs from base 235 to 909 and encodes 224 amino acids. Gene Ontology annotation, biological process: regulation of calcium ion transmembrane transport via high voltage-gated calcium channel; calcium ion transmembrane transport. Gene Ontology annotation, cellular component: membrane; L-type voltage-gated calcium channel complex. The transcript is spliced from 4 exons. Gene Ontology annotation, molecular function: voltage-gated calcium channel activity; calcium channel regulator activity. The record is from RefSeq and is a predicted model, not a curated record.